AUUUCUCCGAUCCAAAAAGUUUUUUCAUUUUCCCUCUCAUCUCUCUUCCUUGGAGGGAAAACUUCCAAACCCCAAAGCCCUUCCCACAGCUUCUUCUCCUCCUCCCGCCGGCGAGGAAUCCGAUCUUCUCCGCUUCCUCUGACCCAGCUCGGUUCAGUUGAGUCCACCCCCGGCUGGAUUGACUUGGUUCUGCUCCCUCACGGAGCUCACUGCCACUGUGUGGCUUCGGUUCUUCGAUCCUUUUGAUGUUCAAUUUGAACCCAAGGUGCUGCAGGCAUCACUAUAAGUGGAGGAAUUCUGCCAGAAGCGAGAAUGCAAACAAAGAAAAAUGGAUGUGGAAGAAAUGUGUCGAGGGAACCCACAAGUCCAAGGGUUUCUAGAUCUCAGAAAAGAUGUUCUGAAAAUGCCCAAGUAGCAGCGAAGAAAGUCUCUGAGCUAAUAACCUCCUCGGCGAGAAGACAACGAGCUGGUUCUCUUCAAAAGAAGAAUGAAAUUCCUGUCUCGGCAAAGGGUUCAAAUAGAGGGUAUUCCUUGGUGCAGCAUGAGACUGCAGAUGCUUGCCCAAGCCAUAAUGAGAUCACUGGUGCUUCCUUGGACCAUAAGAGCUGCGAGGAAGUAGCAGGUCGUUCCGCUGAGCAAACUAUAUUUUCUCCUACCUUUCAUUCAUCUAAAAUUGUGGAAGCGAAUCUUACCAAAGGAGUUAACUCUGACCAAAACAAUUACCUGCAUCAAGGAAUAGAUCAGUUGCAUGCUGAUAUGCGGGAUGAUCAUCAUACUGUUAGUUAUUCAGAAUGCAUGUUUGUAGAAGAGAAGAAAUGCGUUGAUCAUUUACCAACUUCUACUGACAGAAUUUGUUCUUCCAAUCUUGAGAUAAAUGAAGAUACGUCAUCCAAAACUUUGGAUACUAGUUUUGGUGAUAUGGUGUUUAAUACAUAUCCAGAUGCCCUGGAUACUAAUUGUGAUAUGGAGGUUGAUGGAACAAGGCUUUCAUCUGAAGUUUCUGCCAUAUAUUUCGCGAUGAAGAACUCCAAGCUUGAAUGUGUUGAUGAGCAUGGGCAGGAAACAGUUGUAGCAGAUGUAUGCGUUCAGGACACAGAGUAUGAUGACUUUGAUGACUUCGACCCUUACUUCUUCAUAAAAAAUCUACCUGACUUAUCAUCAGUUGUCCCCACUUUCCGACCCAUGUUGCUACCUAAGCAGACACGAAGCUGCCCCUCAACAUCUCUUGUGUUGGACUUGGAUGAAACGCUGGUGCACUCGACAUUAGAACCUUGUGAUGAUGCAGACUUCACAUUUCCCGUAAAUUUUAACCUACAAGAAUAUACAGUUUAUGUCCGUUGCCGGCCCCAUCUCAGAGAUUUUAUGGAGAGAGUCGCCACCCUCUUUGAGAUCAUUAUUUUUACAGCUAGCCAGAGUAUAUAUGCAGAGCAACUCUUGAAUGUGCUGGACCCGAAAAGGAAAAUAUUUCGCCAUCGGGUUUACCGUGAUUCCUGUGUUUAUGUGGAGGGAAAUUACCUCAAGGAUUUGUCUGUUCUCGGGCGUGAUCUGGCACAUGUCAUCAUCAUAGACAACUCACCGCAGGCUUUUGGGUUUCAGGUGGAUAAUGGAAUACCUAUCGAGAGCUGGUUUGAUGACCGUACUGAUCAAGAAUUGCUGCGGCUGCUUCCGUUCUUGGAGAGCUUAGCUGGAGUUGAUGAUGUUCGGCCUCUGAUCGCCAACAAGUAUAAUCUUCAGGAGAAGAUAGCGGCGGCUGUUUAUCCACCCUCGAACUUGAGGAGAGGAGACCCUCUCGAGAGGUGACAAUCGAUUAUUGCAUAGUAUGUGCUCUCGAAUCCAUCUUCUCGUUUCGAUCCAAACCAUCCCUCUCGUGUUUGUUUGCAGAUGGAGGUCGAGAACCCGAAGAAGAGCCACGAGCUGAAGCACCUGGGGUUCGUUAGGGUCGCCACGAUCCACGCGGUGGUCUGCAUCUCGAGCCUGUACGAUUACGCCAAGCGGAACUCCGGACCCCUGAGAUCCACGGUUGGGACCGUCGAAGGUGCGGUGACCGCCGUGGUGGGUCCUGUGUACGAGAAGUUCAAGGGAGUUCCCGAUGAUCUCCUGGCGUUCCUCGAUGAGAAGGCAGAUGAAGCUUCGCACAAGUUUGAUGAGCAUGCUCCUCCAAUAGCAAAGAAAAUCGCGUACCAAGUCCAUGGCUUAUUCGAGAUUGCAUCGCACAAGGCCCAGAAGCUCGUGCACGAGGCUCAGACCGGGGGCCCUUGGGCAGCCUUUCACUAUGCCGGCAGGGAGUCGAAGCAGCUCGUACUGAGCCAGAGCGUGAAGGUCUGGGACAAGCUGAACGAGGUCCCUCCCUUGCACAAUGUGGCAGAAAUGGCCGUCCCCACGGCAGCUCACUGGUCGAAGAAGUACAACCACACAGUGAAGAAGAUGUCGAGGAAAGGGUACCCUGUGUUUGGGUACUUUCCCCUGAUUCCUGUGGAUGAGAUGGCCAAGGCAUUCAAGCAGGGACAGGCAGAGGAGAAGGAAGAUACUGGCGCUGUGCACGAUUCGAGUUCGGACUCAGAUUGAUUGGAUUUUCGUGAACUGCGGGAGACUGGUGUGUGUGAACCCGAAUGUGGUAGAAGUUUAUGGGUAUUGCAAGUGGUUGUCUGGUAGAUUGUAAAAAACGAAAAAUGUUGACAACUAUGUAUCAUCCUAAAGAACUCUCUUGGUCUUGUUCUGCCCCACUUUCAUGAGAACCAGCGUUCAAUGAUUUGGGGAAAUUUCAUUGCUAGUACCAUUCCCCAGUUGUGAUCUGUUUUGCUUC
This is a messenger RNA of Punica granatum (pomegranate), 2803 nucleotides long. Lineage: Eukaryota; Viridiplantae; Streptophyta; Magnoliopsida; Myrtales; Lythraceae. The record is from RefSeq and is a predicted model, not a curated record.